This is a messenger RNA of Ooceraea biroi (clonal raider ant), 3479 nucleotides long. RefSeq names its product tumor necrosis factor receptor superfamily member 4. Lineage: Eukaryota; Metazoa; Arthropoda; Insecta; Hymenoptera; Formicidae. Gene Ontology annotation, molecular function: nerve growth factor binding; coreceptor activity; death receptor activity. The record is from RefSeq and is a predicted model, not a curated record. Gene Ontology annotation, cellular component: plasma membrane; cell surface. Gene Ontology annotation, biological process: Rho protein signal transduction.
CGUUGAACCUUCGUUGAAGCAACACCGCGAUCAACCCAACGAGUCUGCCGAUCAAAGUACUUCACUUUUACCCCAAGUGCUAUAAAAUCGUUUCGAUUUCAAGUUCAUCAGCACGGACGUUGCGAAAUUUUAUUUUAUUUUCGACGUUCAGAGAUUGAGAUUGGGGUGCGCAAUCCUCGUUCGCGUUUCACACGUCGAUGCAAGGGAAAUUAUGAAUACGUAAUUCCUAAGAGAGAAAAAGUGAUUCCGGUUGAAGUGACAAAAGAAUCGACGCGAAAGUAAGGAUAUCAAGAGUAAUCAAGAAUAAUGGAUAAUCGCAGAGAACUGAGCAAUCGACACGUGAUGCUGGCUAUCAUCGCGUGUGUAUUAGUUAUAUUUAUUGAGGCGGGCGACGGCAGGCCUCACAUCAGGCACCAUCGUGAUGGCUCGCACUGCAGCAGAUGCGGUCCAGGCUGGGGCGUGAUUAGCCGGUGUUCUCGCGGCCGUGACACCGAGUGCGGAAAGUGUCCUGCCGGCACGUACAGCCCGCAUCAUAACACUCAACCCUGCUGGAACUGCGCCAGAUGCGGCCCGGGCUUGUACGAGGCGCAUCCGUGCACCCCGCGUUCCGACACCGUAUGCGAUUCCUGCCACCGUCCAGCACCGGACAAUCCUGACUACCAACGCAAGUGUGAGGGCCGCGCGAGGUUCUUCCUCGCGCCCGAGGACGCACGUAACACCGCCGAGGAGAGCGUCCUGGUGAACGAGCCGGCUUACCGGUUCCAGGUGAACGACAGGGAACGGAUCCUCCAAGAGGACGUGGAAGCUGUGCUGAGGGACAAGUCAGCCGCACAAUCGGAUGAUCCACGGAGAAUCUAAUCGUCCGGAUUACGCAUCAGCCUCAAUUAUCGAAGGUGCUAGAAGAUGAUACUCUUUUCGUCCUUCAAGACACGACUGGAGAUAGAGAUACGAGAUGGUAUCAGUCCUUUCUUUUUCAAAAUUAAGGACUCUGUCUUCUCGUGAGCGCGAGAUCUAAAAGAUUCGACAGAUCCGUAAUAGGAUCGAAUGAACAAUGCGUACAUGCGGUGCAUGUAAUCGAUCACUAGUCAAUUAGUGCUUAAGGACUAACGGAGGAAUAACGUGUGAUGUUGCUGAUACAACAUUCGUAAUUUAUUCCUUUCAUCUCAUUCGUCCGUUACAAAGGAUCAUCCGUAGAAGACGUUCUACUCCUGCCACAAAUACAUUAACGUAUAAGCAAGAAUCCUCUUUACUUUCUUGCGUAUGAGUAGACAGUCAUUACAUUUUUUAACACUUAGAUUUGUAUUAUACGUAGGUACAAUGUUCAGCGAUCGUUAUUCGCGGGCACUACAAAUCACUCGUAGGAUCAUAGGUCAAGAUUUCUGUAUACAAUCUUAGAAUUCGAAAAUCUCGCGAUGUAAUAGUUUUACGAAAAUCUCCACGGUACAUGUUUUAACAUGUAUCCGAUUAUCAUAACGUAAUAUAUCAAUAUAUAUCGAUACAUAUCGAUUAUAUUGUCAGAUUGAGAUCAUUGUUAUUAUGAUAACUGAUAAUUGAUAAUGUAACUAAUCCACCUGGUCACGUAAAUUCAGGUUCUAUUCGGAAUUAGCGCGAUGGGUAACAUAACGACAAAUAACAAGAUUAUGUUAUUGAAGUACAAUCAUGAACUGUUAUUUUUCUUUCUCAAAGAGCAUUUUAAUUAAUGUUCGUGUUUUCGAAUUCGAUACACUCUGACCUAUCAUAUCAGCUCGCGUACGUAAGCGAUCCAAAGAUACAAACAUCAACCGGCACUGCUAAAUUCGAACGGAUGUUUGUGUUGAUUGAUACAGUUAUAACAUUAUUUGUACGUAGCUCGAUUUUCUAUAUGCGAUGCAUAUUUUGUAUACCACACUCGCAGUCUUACGGUGUAAGUACAUAUAUGAUUUCGCGCGAUAUUAUAAGUAUUCAAAGAUCUCCUUGAAUUGUUUUGCUUAUAACGUAUAAUAUCUAUGCUCGAAAUGUACGUAAUUUUCAAUUUUGAAAUGAUUCCAUUGCGCGCGGCUUUUUUUUCGCUCCAAACAAAAUAUGGAAAACUAAUUGUAACAUUAACACGUGUAACGAACCAGAAAAAAGGCGGACUAAUAUCGACGAUCACGUUAAAUUCGAUGCGUUCGAGGUGAAAGUUGCACAUCGGCACGUGUCCUCGUUUGGUUUCACUAAAUAAUGCCGCAUCGACUCUUGACACCGUUCAGAUCCCUAUGGCAUUGAUUAUUUUCUUUCAAAACGAGGACGCUAGGCCCAUUUAUCAAAAAUAUAAACCGAUAUGUUUUUAUUUUAUUCUUUAAGUUUCAUGGUUUUUGAAGAUAUUGUCAUAGUUAUGAUGAUUCGUAAAAAAGCCGGUGAUAUUCAAAAUUAAUAUAAAAGUAGGUCUAAACUAAAAGAAGACUAUCACAGGAUAUGUUCUGUCGAACAUGAUGAAAAUGAAUAUUUCUAAACUCGUACGCAAUCUUCUUUUAUGUAUUUGACUUUUAUAUACUUAAUAUGCUGAUGUCGUUAAUAUGCUCGGAUCUCAAUAUUAAUAUCUUGAUGUUAUAUAAAUUAAUUAUCAUUAAAUUCGUCAUAUGUCGGUAGGAUAAAUAGAAAAGGAAUUCGACGCUUUUAUGUCGAAUUGUACGCCUGUCGAUUGUUUAAUGUGCCUAAAAUGACUUGUAUUCCCAGUGUCCAUUUAACACUGUUAACACUGAACGUGUUUGUUCGAUUUUAAUAUUUUAUAUCUUUUUUGUUAUAAUAUCGACAUUCUCAAGCUAGAAGAGAUAUAUUUAGCGCUAUAAUACUACAUAUGAGAUUACAAGCCAACAUGGCUUAGAGUCUAAACUCUGCAUAUAUAUAUAUAUAUAUUAUAUAUGUUAACAGAAUAAUUUACACAACUCUUUCUCUAAGAUAUUGUCUGAUAUCGUGAAGAAUACUCGAAUGAUGAUUAGAGGCCUUCGUGUCGCAUCACUACUUUCCAAGUGAGUGGUGUUAUGCAUAUUAUUACAUUAUUUGAUUCGAUUUAACUGAUAUCGUUCAACAAGCGCGAACUGUUCUUAUAAUAAAUAAAGCAUUUGUUUAAAAUGCGCCGUUAUAUAUUUGUCAGAUCUAUUAACAGAGAUUUAUCGUUAAUGUGAGAUAAGAGACUGAGAAGCGUAUAUACAUUAAUGCUGAUCAUGUCUACUAUGCAACUAAACAUUUUGGGUGAAGUAUGACUUGACGUAUCUUGGAACUGUGAGUUGAUACUUCACAAUUCCACUGUCGAACAAGCAUGUACAUGCAUGACUAUAUAUGCUCGUGUGUAAACGCCAAAAUUGCACAUGGUUAAACGGACGAGAUCAGCCAACGGCGAAUCUUGGCGCUACAAAACGUGUAUAUCAAAUAGUAUUAUUAAUUUAUCGUAGUACCAUACAACGUAUAUCUGUAUAAGUCAUUGUAAAUAUGCGAUAAUAAAAGAAACACUGUUUGAACAA